CCAAGAUGGCGGCAGUGAUGGUUUGGUUGCCGUGGUCCCUGCUGCUUCUCUCCUUCAUGUGUGGAACAAGAGCCUUCUAUGUCCCUGGGGUCGCGCCAAUCAACUUCCACCAGAACGACCCUGUAGAAAUCAAGGCUGUGAAGCUCACCAGCUCUCGAACCCAGUUACCUUAUGAGUACUACUCACUGCCCCUCUGCCAGCCCUUAAAAAUAACCUACAAGGCAGAGAAUCGGGGAGAGGUGCUGAGAGGGGACCGGAUUGUCAACACCCCUUUCCAGGUUCUCAUGAAUAGCGAAAAGAAGUGUGAGGUUCUGUGCAGUGAGUCCAACAAACCAGUGACCCUGUCUGUGAAAGAGAGCCGGCUCAUGGCGGAGCUGAUCACGGAGGACUACUAUGUCCACCUCAUUGCGGACAACCUGCCUGUGGCCAAGCUGGAGCUCUACUCCAACUGCGACGGUGAUGACAAGAAGGAGGAAAAAGAUGUGCAGUUUGAACACGGCUACUGGCUUGGCUUCAUGGAAGUGAACAAGAUCUACCUGCACAAUCACCUCUCCUUCAUCCUUUACUACCACCGAGAGGACUUGGAAGAGGACCAGGAGCACACAUACCGUGUCGUCCGCUUCGAGGUGAUUCCCCAGAGCAUCAGGCUGGAGGACCUCAAAACAGAUGAGAAGAGUUCAUGCACUCUGCCUGAGGGUACCAAAUCCUCGCCCCAAGAAAUUGAUCCCACCAAGGAAAAUCAGCUGUUCUUCACCUACUCGGUACACUGGGAGGAAAGUGACAUCAAAUGGGCCUCUCGCUGGGAUACUUAUCUGACCAUGAGUGAUGUGCAGAUCCACUGGUUUUCUAUCAUUAACUCCGUUGUUGUGGUCUUCUUCCUAUCAGGCAUCCUGAGCAUGAUUAUCAUUCGGACCCUCCGGAAGGACAUUGCCAACUAUAACAAAGAGGAUGACAUUGAAGACACCAUGGAAGAGUCUGGGUGGAAGUUGGCGCACGGUGACGUCUUCAGGCCACCCCAGUACCCCAUGAUCCUCAGCUCCCUGUUGGGCUCAGGCAUUCAGCUCUUCUGUAUGAUCCUCAUCGUCAUCUGUGAGUGGGCCUGGUGUGGGAGGCUGUCACCAGACCCACCGGGAGCUCUCAUGACCACUGCCUGCUUCCUCUUCAUGUUCAUGGGAGUUUUCGGUGGAUUUUCCGCCGGCCGUCUGUACCGCACUCUAAAAGGCCAUCGGUGGAAGAAAGGAGCCUUCUGUACAGCGACACUGUACCCUGGCGUGGUUUUGGGCAUUUGUUUCGUAUUGAAUUGCUUCAUCUGGGGAAAGCACUCAUCAGGAGCGGUGCCCUUCCCCACUAUGGUGGCCCUGCUGUGCAUGUGGUUCGGGAUCUCCCUGCCCCUCGUCUACCUGGGCUACUACUUCGGCUUCAGAAAGCAGCCAUAUGACAACCCUGUGCGCACCAACCAGAUUCCCUGGCAGAUCCCUGAACAGCGGUGGUACAUGAACCAAUUUGUGGGCAUUCUCAUGGCUGGGAUCCUGCCCUUUGGUGCCAUGGUCAUCAAGCUUUUCUUCAUCUUCAGUGCAAUCUGGGAGAAUCAGUUCUAUUACCUCUUUGGCUUCCUAUUCCUCGUCUUCAUCAUCCUGGUGGUAUCCUGCUCACAAAUCAGCAUUGUCAUGGUGUACUUUCAGCUGUGUGCAGAGGAUUACCGCUGGUGGUGGAGGAAUUUCCUAGUCUCCGGGGGAUCUGCAUUCUACGUCCUGGUCUAUGCCAUCUUUUAUUUUGUUAACAAGCUGGACAUCGUCGAGUUCAUCCCCUCUCUCCUCUACUUUGGCUACACGGCCCUCAUGGUCCUGUCCUUCUGGCUCCUCACGGGCACCAUCAGCUUCUAUGCAGCCUACAUGGUUGUCCACAAGAUCUACGCUGCUGUGAAGAUAGACUGAUGGGGUGGACCAUAGCCAUGCCCACUCUGUCCAUGGACAGGAAGCCACCCUGCGUGGGGAACUGCAGGCACGCAAAAUAAAGUAACUCCUGCUUGUUUGGAAUGUAACUCCUGGCACAGUGUUCCUGGAUCCCAGGGCUGCGUGGGGGGCGGGAGGACCUGUAGAUAAAUCUUGCAUUUUUCUCCAUCAUCUUCUUCCAAUUCUGUGGGGGAUGACGUUUUUGUGGGUCGUUUUUUUCUUCAGUACUAAGAAAGUUCCCUUCAGCAGGAACUCUGGGACCUGUUCAAGUUUAUUUUUGGUUAGGGGUUUUUUCCUUGUUUUUUGUUUUUUUAACAAUGGAUCCAGCAUGGAUAAAUCCACCGAGACACUGGGUUUUGGUCACUGUCUCCACCUCAGUUCCUCAGGGCUGUUGGCCACCCCACGACUAACUGGAAAAGGAAACACCAGACCUUCUGGGACUUCAGUGAGGUUUCCAAGCCUCUCACCAUCCAUCCUCGCCAUUGAUGCCGUGACAAGCACAGCUCUAGCCCAGACAUGCAUCCUCAGUGCCAACCUGCCUCUACCAGCCACUUUCCCUCCCUCUUCUCACCUCUCCAGCAUUCUCCCAGGGCUGCCCAAGGCAGGGCUUCUAGCCAGGCCUCGGGGUCGUCUUGUCACCAGGAGCAAGUCCCGUCUUGGUUGCUAUAAGGAAAUCCCCAGAAGUACUAGGGAGCAGUGGAAAUUUGCUGGAGCAGAGAAGAGACUUGCAGCGAACUAUUUCUGUGCCACAAAAUCCUGGAUCCAGGGCCAGGUAUUUCCAAAGCCAAUCCAAGUAUAUCCACAUGUCUGUGCCUGGGCUGAGGGUCUUCACCCUUUAGGAUUUCUCCCCAGUCCCUUCCUCAGGGGGUUGCUGUUCUUUGCAAACUGUGCUGCUGGUGGGGUCUCUCUUCCCCCACUUCGAGCAGAA
Molecule: messenger RNA, 2880 nt
Organism: Myotis brandtii (Brandt's bat)
Lineage: Eukaryota; Metazoa; Chordata; Mammalia; Chiroptera; Vespertilionidae
Product: transmembrane 9 superfamily member 4-like
Biological process (GO): protein localization to membrane
Cellular component (GO): membrane
Source: RefSeq, a predicted model, not a curated record